UUCCCGGGCUCUUUGUGGGGCCGCGAGCUCGGUGGAGAACCGAGAGCUCCGUGCGCUCUGCCGACGCAGCUGGCAGUGGGGCUGUCUCCGGAAGGCGGACCGGCGAACGCCUAGUGCCCGCAUUCCGCCGCCUGCCGCGCCUGUCUGCGCUCCUGACAUCCUUACUCGGGACGCAGUGACCGUUUUUAAAUCACAAGGGCGUGGGUCAGCCUCCCCUAGGACUUCAUGUCUGUAUAUUUCCCCAUUCACUGCCCCGACUAUCUGAGAUCUGCCGAGAUGACUGAAGUAAUGAUGAACACCCCAUCCAUGGAGGAGAUUGGCCUCAACCCCCGAAAGGAUGGCCUUUCCUACCAGAUCUUCCCCGACCCGUCGGACUUCGACCGUUGCUGCAAGCUCAAGGACCGCCUGCCCUCCAUCGUGGUGGAGCCCACGGAGGGCGAGGUGGAGAGCGGGGAGCUCCGGUGGCCCCCUGAGGAGUUCUUGGUCCAGGAGGAUGAGCAGGACAACUGUGAAGAGACAGAGAAAGACAACAAGGAGCAAUAGAGUCCCUGUCGACUCCCUCGGGGGCCACAGCAGACAGCAUCUGUCCCUGAACUGUGUUCUUUCCCAUUGUGAUGGAAGAAGGGAGUGAGCCACCAUAGUUUGGAACAUGUCAGAUGAUGGCUUCCGUUUUGCACCUGCAAAUCACCGAGUUGGUUUUCUUUUCUUUUCUUUUUUCUUUUUUUGAAACGUGCUGGGCAGUGGAGCCCUCUGCGACAAUUUGCAAGGCCUUCUGAGAAAGGAAGCUGCUUAGAGCAGGGGUGGGGGGUGCGGGGAAGUGGUGCGUCUUCGAGAUCGGUAUCUGAACCCGCGCAGGCCAGAGGCAGCGGUGGGAUUCCAGUGGGUUCGGGGGUGGGGGGACGGGGGAUGUGCAUCGUGAGCAAGGAACAUUCAGGGUAAGAGAACAAACAGGAGAUAGGAGACGGAAGAGAAAACACACGUUUGAAAGGAAGCAUCGAGCAGAGGAGUGCAGCCAGGAAGUUGCCUGCCAGCGGCUGCUGGGGCAUCAGAAAACACCGUGUUCAUCUUUCUCUCCAGUCCUGCCCACCACCGGCCUUUGCUUUACUUCAGCUGUGUUGGUCUGUUCAUGGGAGGCUGGGAAAGAAGAGCAGUAGAAACUGGCCACCUGCAAAGCCGGCUGGAGGCAAGCGUGGGAAAGAAGGACUCCCUGCGCCGCCUCCACCCUGCUUCUCCUCUACCUUCUGCUCCAGCUGUGGCUGGUUCACAGACCCUCCAGUAAUCUGGAGGUUUUCUUAAGAGGCAGCACUCUUGAGCUUCUCUCUCCUGAUUUAUCCUUUUGCCCUCCCCCAGCCCUUUGGGAGUAGCGGGAGCACUUCCCACCCUUGUGGGAGGACUGAGGUGGACGCUCAGACACGAAGAUCCCUUCCCCCUGCUCUCCCAGGUUUGCCGUGUUCUGAGCUGAGGCAUGGAGCUCUGGCUCUACCAGGCUGGCCCUCCUUCUCCUUAGCAUCCCCUCUGCAGCCCCGGGGCAGAGCAGUUGGGCAGAGGUGGUCCCCAGCCUGACCAGCGUUGAUACCCACUUCAGUGUGGGCUCUGGCCCAUUUUCUGGUGGGAGUUGAGUGGAGAGAAGAGGAGACUCUUCUGUUUCUUGUUGGGGAGGUGAGCUUUAAUGGAGGUCCCAGAUCUGGGAACUAUCAGAUGGGGGUAACAGGGCUCUCAUGCAACACCCUGGGGACCAAGUUUGAAACUGAAGGUGUCGUGGGAUCCCCAGGCUUCUUGUGUUCUGGACGCCGGUGGGUGGAUGGCAUGGUGAGGGAGCACCGAGCAUUUGUCCUCAUCCCUCCCCUCCUCCCACCUGUCCCCUGCAAGGGUGCAGUUGCAUGAGAAAGCUAGCCUUGGACUUAGAGCUUCUUACAACGAAGAACCUUCUGGGGCAGCAGGUUGCGGGACACACUCUUCAGACCUUCUCUAGCUCACAGCACGUGUGUGGCCAACAGGUGAGCUCACGAUCCUCUCGGAGGCUGCUCUGGGCCAGCAGAGGUACCCUGGCAGCUCUCCAGUGGGUCUGGGGUGACCCCAGUUUGGAACUUGUGUAUAGAGCUGUAUUUAAUACCUCAAGGUUAGUGUGGUUCUGGGGAGCUGGGACAGGAGGAUGAGGGUGUGCAGUUGACAUCUCAGCAGGACUUGGCACUGGGAAGCUGACGCUCACCCCUCCUCCCCCGCUCCCUCUCCCCGUGUUGUCUGCUUGUGUUACACACACCGAUGGCAAUAACUUCUUCCAGCUCCUUGGGAAUGGGCGAGGCCUGCAGCCUGCAUAGCCAGGGCGUCUGUCUUGUGCUCCUGCGGGUUCUUUGGGCUGCAGAGAAUCCUCCCUCCUUCCUCAUUCCCGCGCAGCAGCAUUUCUCAUCCCGCACCUGCCUCCCUUUGUGGAUGGGGUCUUGCCUUUUAAAAUCCUGUGUUUCUGUGUCCCUCUCAUCUGUCCUGGGCUUGCUGUGUGAUGGGAACGUGCUUGUAAACUGCAUAACAAAUCUACUUGUGUAUAUGUGUGUUUAUGGGGGUGACUUAUUAUUUUGCUGGUCGCUAGACACCUUUGUAUGACCAUUUGGAGUCUGGGCAGGCCGGGGGCUGACAACUCGGGUCAGGACCUGCAGCAGUGAUCCUGUUGGAGGAACCCAGCCACUCUUGGACAAGUGGCUGAGCUCCUGUCUGGCUUCCUAUUUUUUUUUUUUUAAGUAACUUGUGUGUAUUUCUAACUGAUCGUAUUAAAAAACAAAAAAACCCCGACCCUAGUAUUUCAGUAAAAAUGCCUGUUGUAAGAUGAACCUCCUGUAACUUCUAUCUGUUCUUUUUUGAGGCUCAGGGAGAAACUAGCAUUUUUUUUUUCCAAACUACUUUUUGUCACUGUGACAGUUGUAAAUAAAGUUUGAAAAUGCUUUCCA
Ailuropoda melanoleuca (giant panda) is the source of this 2939-nucleotide messenger RNA. RefSeq names its product LBH regulator of Wnt signaling pathway (gene LBH). The transcript has 3 exons. Gene Ontology annotation, biological process: positive regulation of DNA-templated transcription. The record is from RefSeq and is a predicted model, not a curated record. The coding region runs from base 226 to 543 and encodes 105 amino acids. Gene Ontology annotation, cellular component: nucleus. NCBI's taxonomy places the organism in Eukaryota, Metazoa, Chordata, Mammalia, Carnivora, Ursidae.